This is a messenger RNA of Impatiens glandulifera, 1366 nucleotides long. RefSeq lists its product as uncharacterized. NCBI's taxonomy places the organism in Eukaryota, Viridiplantae, Streptophyta, Magnoliopsida, Ericales, Balsaminaceae. The transcript is spliced from 3 exons. Bases 154 to 1119 code for a protein of 321 amino acids. The record is from RefSeq and is a predicted model, not a curated record.
GGAGCGCCGACGGAUUCCCUAUAUUAUAAAGAAGACGAAGAAGAAGAAGAAGAAGUAAAGAUUUAUAAAUCUCACUCUAAACCCUAACCCUAAUCCCAACCCUUCACUUGGCUUCCACCCACUAAGAUAGAUAUCGUUGUGAAAAAAGGAAAAAUGAACGAGAGUGAUAAUUUCUCCUCACUUUCAGAUCCUACUGCUGUAACUAUAUAUGAUGAAACCCUAAUAAAUUGUGAGGUCUAUGACGAGAGUAGGGAAGAUGACGUUGGAGAGGUAAUGGUGGAAAUUGUAGGUACUGAAUUGCUGAUUAAUGGAGUUAGUAAUGAAGAUGGAUCGUGGAAUUGGGAGACCGAGGAUGGGGGGGAUGAAUAUAAAUAUUCCAUGGAGGAUAUUCUCGAACCAAUAAACAUGAUUGAACACUACUUAGAAGAAGAAGAAGAAGAAGAAGAAGGUGAAAGCAAAAUCAAUUUGAAAAUUGAAAAAACCGAUUCGAAUCCUAUGGAUUCUUCAUCCGCAUCGGAGAUAUUAUCGCUACUUCACCUUGUGGCGGUAGAACCUAAUAAAGGAGGAUAUGACUUCUUAAGUUCCAUUGCUACUUUCUUCUCUGGUUUUCGCAAUUCAAUUUCAGUUCAUUUUCCUAGAAGACAGAGUACAUGUACUGGUAAAAGAAAGAGAAAAACAUGUAAUACUGCAAAGAGUUCUCCUGAAGUAUCUGAAUAUGAUGAAGUAAUCAACUCUUACAGGGAUGAAAGAAGCUUUGAAAACUGUUCUGAUGAGCUACUAUCAGCAGGCAGGUGCGUUGUUACUAACGAUGAUUGGAGGAGGGUAGAAAAUGGACCAACAGAACUGGUAUUGAAUUUCUGUCAAGGUAAUAUGGUCCCUGUGGAAUCGAGUUUAAAUAAAAUGUUUAAGAGAUUCGGUCCGCUAAAAGAACUGGAAACUGAAGUUGAUAGAGAGAGGUGGCGAGCGAGAGUUGUGUUUAAGAGGUGGUCUGAUGCAGAAGUUGCAUUCAGUAGUGCUGGAGCAUUUAACAUUUUUGGGCCAGUGAUGGUCAACUAUCAGCUCAAUUACGCACCGACAACUCCCUUUCAAAGCCUUCCCUUUGCGUACUUAGAGGGGUAAGACCCUUUGCGUACUUAGAGGGGUAAGACGAUGCAACUUUGUUUGAGUGAUGACUGUUAGUACUUCUAAAGAAUGAAGAUUAACACGAAGGAAGAGAGUCUAGGCUAUAGGAGGAUUUUUUGUAAUUUCAUUUUCAAUGAUCAUUGCGGCUUUAGUUUUAUUUUUAUUAUUUUAACAAGCAAAUACAAACACAGGAAGACCAACUUUUUUGAAUUUGAGAAAUCAUUUGAUAUAUUUUUGAUAGCGU